Messenger RNA from Anthonomus grandis grandis, 2046 nucleotides. RefSeq lists its product as uncharacterized. The transcript has 2 exons. NCBI's taxonomy places the organism in Eukaryota, Metazoa, Arthropoda, Insecta, Coleoptera, Curculionidae. The record is from RefSeq and is a predicted model, not a curated record. The coding region runs from base 303 to 1220 and encodes 305 amino acids.
AAAGGGGGGUUUACACGAUGCCAGUGACUUGAACAAGUUACUAAAAUCCAGCACUGGAUUUUAGUACUUGCUUUGUGUAAACAUAUAUUCCAAUACUAAAUUCCAGUACUGAUUUUAGUAACGAUUCCAGUACAGUGAAUAGAAAGCAUUUCUAUUUACUGAAGCAAGUGGUUACCCCCACUCCCACUAUCCUCUUAACUAAACCUGUGUAGACACGAUGAUUCCAGCGUUCGAUUUUAGUAAAUAAAUCAGUACGUAGUUUUAGUAAUUGUUUUAAAGUGUAGGUGUUAUUAUUAUUCAAAAUGUGCGCAAAAUGGACUGAAGAUACCACAGUAAAGUUUGUAGAAUUAUAUAGGGAGGAAGAGUGCCUUUGGAAUACACAGUUGGUAAUCUAUAGAAAUAAACAAGCCCGUGAGUCGGCUAUAAAAAGAAUUGUGGAAACAAUGGAAAUCGAGAAUUUUGGCCCAAUAGAUGUAAAAAACAAAAUAAAAACUCUAAGGUCGACGUAUGUACAAGAGGUAGCAAAAAUUAAGAAAUCGCAAAGCUCUGGGGCCGGAGCCGAUGAAAUAUAUAAACCAAAAAUGAAGUGGUUUUCAGUUAUGCAUAUGUUUUUACAAACAAUGGAUAAGAGAAGGGUAACAUGCAGUAAUUUGGCUUCAGAAACAUAUAAUGGAUCGAAUACAUUACAAGUAGAAGAUGAAGUUGAAGAGGCAACACACGAAGAAGUACCAUUAGCAGCAGAGGUAAUAAAAGCGAAUGUUAGUGGAGCUAUUAAUGAACCUACUCCAAAACGCCAUAAGGCAGCGAAGUCCAAGAUUAAAGAAGUUGCUGGUUGCAUCAAAGACUUAAAUUCUUUAACGACGUCUAUUCGAGAUCUACAAUCUACGGAAUCAUCUGAAAAUGAAUUCGAUAUUUUCGGGAAGAGCGUAGCUGCACAAUUAAAUAAGUUGCCCCUUUUAGCGGCCGUCACGGCUCAAGCUGAAAUUCAGCAAAUUUUGACUCGUUCCAGAGUGUCAAAUAUAGAAGGUACAAGCACCUCAUUAGGUUCUUCCAGAUGCACCAGUGCAUUUAGUACUUUGCCGAUCCCGGAAUCAGGUGAGACCUUGAUUUCUCCAGAAUCACCCAACACAUCCCUACCACCGGCAGAUAACAAUACAAGCAAUAUUCUUUCCGAAGCAUAUAGAUCCGCUUUUGAUCUAGAUACUGAUAAUUGGGGUUAGAAUCAUAUACUUUAUUUUCAUUCAUACUUAAUAUUUAGAUUUCAGUUUAAAGAAUAAUGUGUUAUUUUACGUUUAAUUGAAUAAUAUGAUAUAUGAAUAAUUAUUUUUUUACUGUUGAAAACUAUGAUUUUAAUUUUAUAAAAAAAGGAAUACGACAUUAUUUACCUGUAUAAAAUCCUCCAAUGCAUCGUAUAUGGCAUCGCAUACUUCUGGAAUAAACUUGGAAAUUGCAGGCCGGGAAACACGGAAUUGCUGCUGCAAAUUUCGGUAACUAUUUCCAGUAGCUAAAUAUGACAGAGUAAUUUCUAAUUUUGUUCUGGCAGGUAAAGCCAUUCUCAUUGUGGGGUCAGAUCGCUGUAUAGCUGGCGAUAUUUUUUUCAGAAGAACGUCAAAGGAAGCAGGAGACAUUCUCAUACAGUUUCUGUAUUCUUGAACGUCUUCGAUGGCAAGUUCCUUUAAAAGCAUGUUAGAUGCACCAUGCGUGCUUCUCCUUGCCAGCCAUUUUCUAACCCAAAUUCUUUUCUUGGGAUUUGUUGUUAAUUCACUCUGAACAAUGUCAAUUAACUCCUCUAUCAGUACUUUAACACCUAAUAUUAAGCUUCUUUUAAGUAAAACAUAUUCCUUCUGCUUCGCACUCAUCAUUUAAAUUUAACGUUUUUAAUUCUCGCCUGUAACCUACACUACAAAAACUUGAUAAAAUGGAUUUUAUGCAAGUUACUUGAUCAAAUGACUGGCAUCAUGUAGACAAGAACUAUCUUCCAAAGCACUUGCUUUUGGUACUGGAUUCUAGUAACUUGUUCAAGUCACUGGCAUCGUGUAAACCCCC